GUUUACUUUCGAACCACGGCCCCGCGCUCUUUCCCAUUGGCUGCUGCCACGCAGUUGAAGGUUGCCGGGACACUGCGCCUGCGUUGUGAGGCUCGUGAGCCCCGCCCCGUCUGGGCACCUGAAGGCCCUCUGGGCGGAGGAGGGCGGGUACGCUGCGCAGCUCUUAGCUUCUCACUGCAGGUUGUGGAGCUGUUUCAGCCGGUGGAGGUACCUGGUUCGCUCGUCUCCACGAAUAGAAUAAAACCAUCUGAAAAAGUUGGAGAAGAUAGAGUAUAUUCAGUCUUCAAACCAGAAGGUCAACAAAGUGGAAAUGCACAAUUUUGAGGAUGAGUUAACAUGUCCCAUUUGUUAUAGUAUUUUUGAAGAUCCUCGUGUACUACCAUGCUCUCAUACAUUUUGUAGAAAUUGUUUGGAAGACAUUCUACAGGCAUCUGGUAACUUUUAUAUAUGGAGACCUUUACGAAUUCCACUCAAGUGCCCUAACUGCCGAAGUAUUAUUGAAAUUGCUCCAACUGGUAUUGAAUCUUUACCUGUUAAUUUUGCGUUAAGGGCUAUUAUUGAAAAGUACCAGCAAGAAGACCAUCCAGAUAUUGUCACCUGCCCUGAACAUUACAGGCAGCCACUGAAUGUUUAUUGUCUACUGGAUAAAAAAUUAGUUUGUGGUCAUUGCCUGACUAUAGGUCAACAUCAUGGUCAUCCUAUAGAUGAUCUUCAAAGUGCCUAUAUAAAAGAAAAGGACACACCUCAAAAACUGCUUGACCAGUUAACUGAUACACACUGGACAGAUCUUACUCAUCUUAUUGAAAAGCUGGAAGAACAAAGAUCUCAUUUGGAGAAAAUGGUUCAAGGUGAUAAGGAAGUUGUUCUCCAGUAUUUUAAGGAGCUUAGUGAUGCAUUAGAACAGAAAAAAAAAAAUUUCCUAACUGCUCUUUGUGAUGUUGACAAUCUGAUUAAUCAAGAAUGUACUCCACAAAUUGAAAGAAUGAAAGAAAUGAGAGAGCAGCAGCUUGAAUUAAUGACAAUGACAGCAUCUUUACAAGAAGAAUCUCCACUUAAAUUUCUUGAAAAAGUUGAUGACAUCCGCCAACGUGUGCAGCUUUUGAAACAAAGACCACUUCCUGAGGUACAGCCUGUUGAAAUUUAUCCUCGAGUAAGCCAAGUAUUUAAAGAAGACUGGAGCAGAACAGAAAUUGGACAAAUUAAGGAACUUCUCAUUCCUGAAAUGAAAAUUUCUUCAAAAAGGAUGCCAUGUUCCUGGCCUGAUAAGGAUGUAAAAGAAGUUGAAUUUUUAAAGAUUCUAAACCUUGUUACACUAAUUUUAGUAAUAGUGAUGCUGACCCUCUUCUUUAACCAACACAUAAUAACCUUUUUAAAUGAAGUCACUUCAACAUGUUUUGCUGAGGUCUCCCUAUCUGUUUACCAAAGUUUAUCUAACAAUCUUCAUGAUUUAAAGAAUAUACUUUGUCACACUUUAUGUUUACUGAAGGAAUUCAUGUUGAAAAUAAUUUCUCAUUGAAAAUUCAAACCUGAAUUGUUUAAAUAGGCUUGUUCUGUACAGCAGACACUAACAACCAUUUGCUAAAAGGAAGAAUACAGAUAGCAUGGAUAAAAUGGCAAGCUAAAAUUUGCAACAGAUAUAAAUAGUAUAGAAAGGUUAAAACUUUCAUGCUUUUGUUGAAAAUGUGUGGUCAAAAGUUAGAAAUGAGACAAUGUCUCUAGUUUUCUGAAAACUAGAAUAAAAUUUAGUGAUUAUUU
Molecule: messenger RNA, 1755 nt
Organism: Phacochoerus africanus (Common warthog)
Lineage: Eukaryota; Metazoa; Chordata; Mammalia; Artiodactyla; Suidae
Gene: TRIM59
Product: tripartite motif containing 59
Exons: 3
Coding region: 311-1516 (401 amino acids)
Biological process (GO): cilium assembly
Cellular component (GO): intraciliary transport particle B; centrosome; cilium
Molecular function (GO): zinc ion binding
Source: RefSeq, a predicted model, not a curated record